CCUCCGCCCUUCCGCUCAGAAAUUGGUCCUCGCCCUUUGCAAGACUUCAGUAGAUCAGCAGGGGUCCACGACGCUAAAUUCAGCCGCUAAAGCCAAAAAGACAACCACAAGCCGGUGUUCUAUGGCACAUUCUCGGGGGCCUGCCUUUCUCCCCUCAAAAGCAAACCAUCGAAACUCUUUACAUAUUUGUUUUAAAAUGACUUCCUAUAUUCAGAUAGGUCGUUUAGUGUGUCCCUUUGACUGAAGGUUUGCCCGUCCAGACUACCUCGAUAUUCAUUAUUCUAGUGGUUUUGCUACUGAUCUGGUUCUGAUUCGCUGGCAAUGGAGGCUUUUCGAUGUACGAUCUUCUUCUACUAGCACAAUGACCACCCUUGCUCUUCCUCCGCUGAAAAACGAAAGUUGGCGAGUCGCGCGUACCAUCACACCGACCGAUGUACUUUAGGCCCAUAAUAGCGAUUACCAAGCCCAUGUCCACCCUUUCUGAAUUUAUGAGCAGACACCAACGAAUAUUCUCUUUCCAGAUGCAAGCCGUUCUCCGUCGAGCCACACUCUUUCCAGUAGCAAAGGAAUACGGAAGGUCGCUUUUUGUUUGCAUCGGAUAUGUUCGUCGUCUCUUUGUAGUCAGCGAAAUAGUUGUUAUUUCUACGACUAGUGUUCGCUUGCCCUUUCCCCAGCCGCGACACAACGCCCGUAACAACAAUAUCGGAGCUCUAAUCCGGUGGAGUCGACAUCGGCUGGCGGCGCUCCAAGCGGAAAUCCGCUAUCGAUUUGAAAGUGGUUGUGAGUGUUGCUAGCUCUCUUAGUUUGUUUGACCGUCCAGGUAUCAGUCCGUUCGCUGAUAAUUAGCACAGCCCAUCGACUAAUAGCAGCUUGAGGCGGCACCAGUGGCUGGAAGACAGUAGCGCUGACUUUUGCUCCGUUGGAUCAGGAUUGAGUGUUCCGAGGUAGCCUGCAAUAUACAGGGGUCACAGGCUAGUCGAAGCCGAACAACAAACGCCCAUCACAGAGCAGAUCGCUCCCUUUUUAAUCUGAAAGAAGAUCAGAUGGCCGAUCAUUCACAGCCACUUACCGUGUCCCUGGGGAUGCGUCGACACCCGGAACAUUUAAUGUCUUGUACUUCUUCUAUUUUCACCUGGACCAAAUAGGAAGAACCCUGCGAAUGUUUAAAUUCGAAACGGUUUGGGAUAGAUCCAGUGUGAUCAUUAGUACAUUCAUUGUAUAAGGCGUCGGUGCUUUAGUGCGCAACCCUGCUCGCGUAAGCAGUUACGCGAAUCAAAAACUUGUACUUGCAUUGAGAGUACUUGUAAGUGGCUGCUUGUUUUUAUUUCAGUUUGGCCGGAAUACUCUGUAUUUGUCUGUUAUUGUCGUGUUUUAUGAGAGCAAGUGAUAGCGCGCACACGGCGCUCAGCUGUUUAUUCUGUUCGACAAACAAAAGGGAAAGAGACGGAAGUCUAAGCAGUCGCGCGGGAAAUACCAGUCCGAACCGUAUCGUUUCUAGUUUGUGUGCUAUCUGAAGAUAGUCGUGAUAGGAAACGUACGUUGCGUAGGAUAAUUAUUCACCGGUGAGAAGUGCAAGUAGCCAGCCUAAUGUUGCCUCAGCCUAUAUUGUGUUCGUCGAUGGUCAUUGUUCCUAUGUGGCAACGUUGCAGCACUGGUCUAGCUCAUUUCUACCAUCAAGCUCCUUGGAAACGCUAGUCGUUCAGGAGUUUACUGAGGACUAUCUCAGAUGUAGUAUACCAAGAUCCACUCGAGUAUUUAGAUGCUGUGACACCAUCGUCUGUGAUAGUGUAGCUCUUUACAUCUAGAGGUCACGACAGCCUCAACAAGAUAAACAUGGCUCGAAAUUUCGCAAGCGCAGAGACCCACCCUCUUCCAUACUAUUUACUCGUUAUUGCCUGUGCGGGUGUUCAUCGGCAUCGUUGCAUACGUGCGCGUCGAUAAACGCUGCUUGAAAUCUGGAAACAGCCGCUGAUUUUCAUGGAACUCGUAAAAAGAGGAUCCCCUAUAGCGCCGAUCCUGCAAAUGAUGAAAUUGUUUGAUGAGUCAAAAGACGGCCACUGACUUCUUUUUAGUUACUCAUCGGUGCUGCUAAGCAGACAGCUGGAUCAGAAAGAACAAACGUAGAGUGCGAAAAUGACGCUUGUUUCGUGACGGCAUUUGUGCUCUGCAGCUGGAAGUUGAAAGGAGGCGAUUCUCAUAUGUGCGUAAAACCAGCGAUGAUGGUGACAAAUCCCGUUCAAUCUGCCAUAGAUGACGUCUGGGCAGCGCCAAUUUACAAGCGUCUAUAUCAAACGGGCCAAUUGCCGGCUACUUACGAAAGGAAAAAGAGCUACCGGACGACACUACUUCAGCGCCCGCAUCGUCAGUGGUUUGUGAACUAAAAAAUUGCGUUUCUCCAUCAAUUGAGUUGCGAGAUGUGGCCACAAUAGCAAAUCAGUCUUUUUGCUUGGUGCGUAACUGACUCGUAGCAUUGUUUGCCCGCAGAGAAAAAUUGGUCGAGACGAUUUUCGUAGUAUUUUUGAAUUUUCGUUUCAUUUAACUUCUUGACGCACAACGAGUCGCAUCAUUACAGCACUGCAUUUUAGACGCAAAUUGUCAAAUGAUUCGUGAGAAAAAGAAGGUGAACUUUCGAUAAGUUUGCGUUGUACGUGCGGGCUGCUGAAAGAAACAAGACAUCGUGCAGAACAAGAAGGAAGUUCUUAUGGAGUUCGGUGUCAAAGCUACAAACAAUGAAAACAUACGAAUUUUACGGACUUACUGACCUUGAUCAAGGUUUGCAGUUGGCUUGUUCAUUGUCUGCGCGUUGGCUGGUUUCACAUGAAAAUGGCGGUCGUUCUAUGUAACAAUCUAUACUAUUUCGAUUCCAGGGAGUCCAGGAGAUAUCAACUGCGGCGGCGAUGGACCUCAGACGGAUGAUGUGCGAAAUUUGUGGAAAUCUUAUCUGUAUCACAUGCAACAAAAGGCACCUUCCCCAAAAAGGAUCAUCUGCAGCAAAGAUCUUCCAACUCGUCCACAGCACUAUGGAAAAGAGUAUCACGGUGCAAUGGAGCGAGAUGAAGCUGAACGGUUAGUCCGCGCGGAAGGUGAGGGGGCUUACCUGGUCAGAGAAAGUUCGAGAGAACCCGGACAGUAUUCGCUUGUCUUUCUGUUUGAUGGUCAGCCAAAAAAUUAUCGGCUGUAUUACACUGAUAACCAGCAUUACGUUGGAAGCAAACGAUUCAAUACCCUCCAAGAUUUGGUCGCCGAUGGCCUGAUCACUAUGUACCUGAAUACACAUGCCGGGGAAUAUAUUCGACAAAUGUGCAAUGAGGUAUCGUACGAGGACUCUCCAUACCUCACGCUCAACCAAAGCAAGAAGCAUAUGUACUACAAAUCGACUCGACGCCGGAUGAAGGACAAGAAGCCACCCGUUCCACCUGUCAGGCGCCACGACCCGCCUGCUCCUCCAGCUCGUCCUCCACGCGUCGAGGAAGAUCAGCCGUCCGUCAUCGAUGGAGCGAAUCAUCAAUACGACGAACCGGAAUUCACUCAACCACCUGUAUCCACUCGUAGCGGCGUGGGAGGCGGUGCCUGCUCAAUGCCUCCGCUAAGUGAAGCCUGCCUAGAAGAGCUCCCUGAACCUCCUUCUGACCUUAUGGAUUCUCCCCCACCCGAUGAUCUACCAAAACUUCGACAUCCACCGAGCAGUCACAGCAGCAAUGGGGCACAUAUGGGGCUAGAAAGCUGCGUUACAGUGAACAAUGGCGAAAGUAUUGCACAACAUCGACGAUCGGAACCCCAGCAACCGAUUAAUCGGCGAUCUUAUGUCGAGGAUCCAUUGCAACAACAGCAUUACCAACAGCCCGUAACAAAUCUACGAAGGCUAGCGGAUGCUCCACUUCCAACAAGCAGCCAUGAAUCUCAGCCAUUUGCUGAAAUUAUCAAGGAUCAGUUUCAGUCUCAACAUACCAGUCGACGGAAUGUGGCCGCUAUUGCUGACGUCGAUGGCGGCAUUGCGCAAGAAAGGCCGCUAAGAAAAGGUUAUCACCAUUAUAACCAGGGAGGAGCUGCCGUCCCAUCGGCGAAAGGCGUCGACCAGAUCCGACAUUCGCAUCAUCAACACGGUCUUGGACACGGCCGAGACCGGGGUCACAACCGAGAUCGAGAUCCUCACUCCCAUCAAGAGCCUCGUCAUCAUCGGCAUUCGCAGCAGCAACAGAAAGACCACCAUCAGAUCCUUGUGCACAAUCAUCAUCGAGAGUCCAAUCACCAGCAACAGCAGGUGACGCAACCGCAGCAUCAGUUGCAGCAGCUGCAACAGCAUCAAAAGGAGCUUCAAAAUCAGCAAGCACAAAAACAGCAGGCCUAUGGGCAUGGCAUUCUGAUGGAUCGAGGUGUUGCCGGAAGCCGGGUACCGCCUUUGGGCUUUCCGCUGGCAUCACUACAGGACAGUACAGCCUGGUCUGCGGACGUUUCAGAUGACCGGGUGACGGCAUUCCACGAAGGAUCGCCUUCAUCAGAAGCUGACGAUGAACGUGACGACAGUGAUGACCAGGAAGAGGAUUUGCCGAAUGCGAAAGACUUCGAGAAAGCCCAUGUUUUCAAGGUUCACAACUUCAUGGGAUUACCAUGGUGUGACUUUUGUGGAAACUUCAUGUGGGGGCUUAUUGCACAGGGCGUCAAGUGUGAAGACUGCGGCUUUUCGGCUCAUUCCAAGUGCUCUGAAAAGAUUCCAAAUGAUUGCACUCCCGAGUCGAAGUUCGUGAAGCGCGUCUUCGGAGUAGAUUUGACAACCCUGUGUAAGCUGCAUGAUAUGGCCCGCCCGUUCGUCAUCGAAAUGUGCAUCAAAGAGGUCGAACUUCGCGGAAUGCAGGUCGAAGGCCUAUAUCGAGUGUCUGGAUCAAAAGACGAAAUCGAACAGUUACAGGCGUCAUUUGAACAGCAUGGCGACCGGACUCCUUUAGACAUUAAGACUUACGAAGACAUCAAUGUCGUGAGCGGUUGUCUCAAGAACUUCUUCCGCCUUCUACCUAUUCCGUUAAUUACCUAUGACACGUACGGAAUGUUUGUGAAUGCGGUUCGACGACUCGAGCUUGACGAUAAAGUGGAUGGACUAAAGGCUGCCGUGAGGUGCCUGCCGCCAGCGCACUAUCAAAGCCUUAAAUAUUUAAUCCAGCACCUUAAUAGGGUAACAGAACACGCGAAGUUAAACAAGAUGUCAGCAGAUAACCUUUCACGCAUCUUUGCGCCAACGCUUCUCCGUUCUCCAGAUUCCAUGGGGAUCGACCUUCAGGCAGCUCUGCAAACCGAAGCCAUUGUCGUAGAGACUCUAAUUAUGAACCACAGAGCGAUCAUGGAACGCGGUGAUUAGUUAUCGUAGAUCGAUAGGUAAAUAUAACACUAACAUGUACUUACAAUA
Messenger RNA from Varroa destructor (honeybee mite), 5398 nucleotides. RefSeq names its product N-chimaerin-like. Gene Ontology annotation, biological process: signal transduction; regulation of GTPase activity. NCBI's taxonomy places the organism in Eukaryota, Metazoa, Arthropoda, Arachnida, Mesostigmata, Varroidae. The record is from RefSeq and is a predicted model, not a curated record. Gene Ontology annotation, molecular function: GTPase activator activity.